Pecten maximus is the source of this 4341-nucleotide messenger RNA. RefSeq names its product dystrophin-like. The coding region runs from base 101 to 2260 and encodes 719 amino acids. Gene Ontology annotation, cellular component: plasma membrane. Gene Ontology annotation, biological process: synaptic signaling. NCBI's taxonomy places the organism in Eukaryota, Metazoa, Mollusca, Bivalvia, Pectinida, Pectinidae. The transcript is spliced from 17 exons. The record is from RefSeq and is a predicted model, not a curated record. Gene Ontology annotation, molecular function: protein binding; zinc ion binding.
UGUCACUCACCCUCUAACCACAAAGCGGAAGCGGCAAUGUUUAAAAAUGAAUGAGUAAGAGAGGAAAGUCAACCUUGUCCAACUUUUCAACACUGCUGCAAUGGAUAUCACUGAAACAUAUGAUAGGAUUGUUGAUGGCUGGGAAAGGGCUGAGACCAAUAAUGGUGUCCCGUACUAUAUAAGUCACACCCUACAGAGAACAACAUGGGAUCAUCCAUACCUGUUAAAGAUAAUGGAGGAACUGGGGGAGUACAGUGCUAUCAAGUAUGCAGCUUAUCGAACAGCAUUCAAGAUUAGACAUCUUCAGAAGAGGCUCCGAUUGCACCAGAUUAGUAUAUUGACUGUGAAAGAUGUGUUUGAGCAGUAUGGCUAUGCAGAGGGUUGCAUGAAUGUAAUUGGCUGCCAGGAGAUUCAUGACCUUUUCACAGAGCUCUACAGCCGAGCUGACCACGGAGUCGUUAUAGAAAUGGAGGACGCUGAGAUCCAUGCUGAACUACUACAGAAUCUCAUGCUGAACUUGUUUGACGUAAACAGGAUCGGCCGUGUGAAAGUUACGUCCCUUAAGCUGCUGCUGAUCACUCUGUGUGCAGCCAAGUUAGCAGAGAAAUACAAAGCUUACUACCAUGAACUCCAUGACCCCAGUACGUACAUCAGCAGUAAGAGUUUCACCUGUUUUUUGGAGGAUAUGAUUCAGCUGCCAGAUCUUCUACAGGAAAGUGGACUGUUUGGCCAAGAUGUGGCACCUGCAGUAGCUAGUUGUAUUCAAAUGAGUAAUGGUGGAGUUGGGAUAUCUGACGAUAUGUUUUACAGUUGGUUGCUACGUGAACCACAGACAUUGGUUUGGCUUCCUACCUUCCAUAGGACAGCAGCAUCAGAAUCAGUUAAACAUGAAUCGAAGUGCAAUAUUUGUAAAAGCUGUCCAAUAGUGGGGUUCAGAUACAAAUGUCUGCUGUGCUUCAACUUUGACAUGUGUCAGAACUGUUUCUUUAUGGGGAGGACUAAGAAGAACCACAAGCUAAAACAUCCAAUACAAGAAUACUGCAUCAAGACAUCCUCCAAAGAGGACACAAAGGCAUUCUUUAAGACCAUGAGAAACAAGGUGAGCAAGAAACACAGACAGAAGGCCAAACAGAAGUACCUACCUCUGAUGUCGGAGAACCAGUACUGUCAAAAUAACUGGAGUGUCCGAGCAGAGCCACCCAUCCCAGAUGUACACAGGAACCUGACAGAAAAUGCACAAAGACUAGCUGACCUGGAAAUACGCAACUCUGACCAGUCCCGGUCCCCAGUGGGGCCUGUUCCCAACAUCAACAUCAGUAACUCGUCUGACAACAAGGAGAAUGUAGUGGAGGUGGAUGAUUUGAAGAGACAAAGGGAUGAGUUGGAACGAGUGAUAAAAGAAUUGGAGGAGGAGAACAGACAACUUCACCGUGAACUUAAAGAUGUCCGUGAGUCCUCUGACACAGAGAGUAACAUGUCAGGGGGAGAGAACCCAGCAAAGAAAAUAAAGUUCAAGGUCAAAUCUGUGUUGGACAAGAAUCGUAGGCACAGUAGUGGCCUUACUAUUGUAAAGGAAAAGCCACUGUCAUCGCUGGAGAACACUUACGGACUACAGACAGGCAAUGUACCAAGUCCCAGCUAUGAUGACAGCAGAAUUUCUCGCCCACUUGCAGACAGCAGGAACCUGACACAUGAGGAAACCAGUUAUCUGUAUUCCUCCCAUCGCUAUAACUCGCCCCCUGAGAGUAACACUUAUGCGCCUUCCCCUCACAGCAAUAGCUAUAACCCUUCCUCUCACAGCAACAGCUUGUCCUCUAGACAUGACAGCACCUCUCCUUCAGUCAGUCCUCAGAUAACCAGUGUUACCUCCCCCUACUCCUAUGAAUAUUCCUCACGUUUCCGCCAAGACCUGUCUCCAGGCGAGAGUCAUUUCACACCCCGGGCAUCAGAAGGAGCUCCUAGCUACAUAGACAGGCGAGAGAGAACAGGCCUUGACAGUCUGGACAACCUAGAUGUCAGCCCUUCUCACUUCACUCUUCCCUCCUUUGCCAACAGUAGAGCCUAUUUGGAGGAGGAGGAUGCUGAUCAGAUGCAGAUGGUGGACAAAAUAUUUCCCAGUAACCUUUCCUAUUCUGCCUACUCCAUGUCAAAUGCUGGAACAAUGAAUGACCAUGAGGAAAUGCUUCAAGCUGCUUCAACUAUGGGAACUGUGACGUCCGACCUGUUCAGUGAGGCUAUCAUCCCAUUUUACCAGUAUUAGCUUUACAUCCCAUUCUUAACAACAUUUGGUUAGUGCAUGUCAUUAUCUCACAGAUUUAAAAUGUUUGAAAGCUUUAGUUGUGAGUAAAGAGAGCUUUUGUCUCAUGAUCAUGUAAGUGUGCCAUAUUUAAUAUCAACAGUAUACAUUUGGACGAAUGGCCAGUUUAUUUACAGAGCCUUACAGUAAUAAUUUGUGUACCUGAUUUGUAUUAACAUGACUAUAUAUCACUUACCAGUAACUCCUUUAAAUUAACAUUUUUAUUUUCAAAUAUACUGCCAAGGUUUGUAGUUUUUUGCUAUAUUUAUUCACCAUUACUCAUAUACACUUAAGAUUUUUUUUUAAAGUCCCUUUCAGAUAAGACUUAAUUCAUUCAGUGUGUUUUGAGUCCAGUACUAAGUCCCCGUAGUCAAAGGGCGGUCAGCUAAUAUGGUGCCAUGCUUUAACAUAUUUUGUACAGCUCUGUCUGACUAUGCCAAUGUUGUUUGAAUACCUGUUAUGUAUAUUUUUGCUGAAUUAGAAUUAAAUUUCUUUUUAAAAUAUGAACACGUAUACAUGUAUAUACCAUUUAUUUACAUGUCACUUACCUAAGAAGAUUUACAUAGACUGAUGAACUUCUUUAAUGAAAUUUUUUGCUAUGAUAAUCUACUUUCUACAUCAUGACAAAUAUUGGUGUGUAAAUUUAUAUUCUUAAACCUACUUCAGAUUCUCAAGAAACCAUUUUGAAAUAUUUCGCACGAGAAUGAACAGACAACAUUUUUUGUAUUAUGUUCUCACUCAUUUUUCAUUUCAGUGUUCACUGAGAUGGUUAUAUUUUUGUAGAACAGUGUGAAUGACUGAUUUGUAUUGAUCAAUGUCAUGUUUUGGGUACUUUGAGGAACAUUUAUAUGAUGUUGAAAAUAUGUCCAUAGUCCAGUUUGUGUUCAUUACUGAAAUGCUGAAAGAUGUGUAUGCAUUAUAUGUAAAAACCGAAAUUGUGUUCGUGUGUCAGUCCUUGACACAAUGAUUGCCAUAUGCAAAAUAAAUCUCAAAUACAAACAAAUUGUACAUACAAUGUAAUUAUGAUAUAUAUAUAUGUUUAUUUAAUUUGUCAGAAAUAGAUAUAUACAUUUGUGAUAUUCUGGAUUGAAAGCAGUUUUUAAAUACCAAUUCAUAACUUCUGAAUAAUUGUAGAAUAUCUAACAUUUUCAUAUAAAAAAAAAUUGUUGUUUGUACAUUCUGUAUAUGCAUUGAAUGAUGUUUUGUGGGAUGAAUUUUUAUUGAAACAUUUCAUAACUGUUACAGGAUUUGACAUUAAUUUAGUAAACUUUAUAUUGUGAUCUGUAGGAUUUAACAAAUCUUGAAAUAUUUCCCCAUUUCUUUCUGAAUAUAUUGUCAUAGUUUUGUGGUGCUUUUUCGGGAAACUUGAAUCAUCUGGUCCAUCUGUCCAUGACAAAUUCUUCGGACAACUGCUCCUAAUCUUGUUGACAUUAAACAACACUAAACCAAACCAACUCAUACUACCACAGACCGGGCCUACCCAUGGAGAAUUUCUUUAUAACUUGGUGAUGGUUUAAUUCCCUAAACUAUAACCAUGUAACUGCUUGCUGGGUAUGAACAUGCUAUCAUGAUCUACAUAUAGCACAGGUCAUAAACACAAAGGUCAUAAACCAGGCAAUAUACAAUGUCUGUUCCAGAGUCCCCUAUUACAAUAUGCAUGACUUUAUAAUCACAAAUGUACCAGUAUAUAUAUACAUAUAUAUUAUGGGUCUAAGUAGUAAUAUAAACAGUAAUUUUCCAGAUAACACUGGUUCCUUGUGAACGUAAGUCUGCAGGAUACAAAUUACUUGAAAUGUUGAUAUGGGACAAAGAAGUAAUUCCAAUAGUGUGGACAAUGGAAGAUGUCAAAUUUUCGAGGCAAUUCGCCCCCUUCAUCAAGACACAAAUACAAUCACAUGAUAUAUAAACAGUACUAGAGAUAAUAUACAGCAAGAGUAAUAUAUAUAGUAGUUAUAAACAACCAUGAACACUUCGGCUAGCGUGAGGCCAAAGGCGGAUGCUAGCGAGACAUGUACAGAACUAUGUUCUAUGAUGGAACGCUAUGU